This is a messenger RNA of Anolis sagrei ordinatus, 4462 nucleotides long. It is a transcript of the gene ANKRD52, whose product is annotated as ankyrin repeat domain 52. Gene Ontology annotation, molecular function: protein binding. Gene Ontology annotation, cellular component: ciliary inversin compartment. Gene Ontology annotation, biological process: protein localization to ciliary inversin compartment. NCBI's taxonomy places the organism in Eukaryota, Metazoa, Chordata, Lepidosauria, Squamata, Anolidae. The record is from RefSeq and is a predicted model, not a curated record.
GCUCCUGCCUCGGCGCUGCCUCUCCGGGAGCCUGCCUGCCUGCUUGCUUGCCUGCGUGCCGCGGCGGCCACUGAAGCGUCAUCGAUGCCGGGAGCGCGGAGGCGGCGGUGGCGGCGCUCCUGCUGCUGCUGAGCGAGGUGGGGGCGGCCCCGCCCGGAGAUGGGGAUCCUCAGCAUCACGGACCAGCCUCCUCUGGUCCAAGCCAUCUUUAACCGCGAUAUAGAGGAGGUGCGGUCACUGCUGAGUCAGAAGGAGAAUAUCAAUGUGUUGGACCAAGAGAGACGAACCCCUUUGCAUGCAGCUGCAUAUUUGGGGGAUGCCCCUAUUGUUGAACUCCUUAUUCUAUCAGGUGCUAACGUUAAUGCAAAGGAUACCCUUUGGCUAACCCCGUUACACCGUGCUGCAGCUUCUCGUAAUGAGAAGGCACUUAACCUCCUCCUAAAGCACUCGGCAGAUGUCAACGCUCGUGACAAGUAUUGGCAAACACCACUACACGUUGCUGCUGCCAACAGAGCCACCAAGUGUGCUGAGGCCAUCAUCUCCCUGCUUAGUAGCGUUAAUGUGGCAGACCGCACCGGCCGCACAGCACUGCACCAUGCUGUACACAGUGGGCACAUUGAGAUGGUUAACCUCCUGUUAAAUAAAGGGGCCAAUCUGAAUACAUGUGACAAGAAGGAGAGACAACCAAUACAUUGGGCAGCCUUCCUUGGGCAUUUAGAAGUCUUGAAGCUGCUUGUGGCUCGAGGUGCUGACGUCACUUGCAAAGACAAGAAGGGUUACACCCUGCUGCACACGGCAGCAGCCAGUGGCCAGAUUGAAGUGGUGAAGCACCUGCUGAGGCUUGGAGUUGAGAUCGAUGAACCAAAUUCCUUUGGCAACACUGCACUUCACAUUGCCUGUUACAUGGGCCAGGAUGCCGUGGCCAAUGAACUGGUCAACUAUGGCGCCAAUGUCAAUCAGCCCAAUGAGAAGGGCUUCACCCCCCUGCACUUUGCUGCCGUCUCCACCAACGGAGCCCUGUGCCUGGAACUUCUCGUCAAUAACGGAGCGGACGUGAACUUCCAGAGCAAAGAAGGGAAGAGUCCUUUGCACAUGGCUGCCAUUCAUGGACGGUUUACACGCUCCCAGAUUCUCAUACAGAAUGGCAGUGAGAUUGACUGCGCUGACAAAUAUGGCAAUACCCCCCUCCAUGUUGCUGCUAGAUACGGCCACGAGCUGCUAAUUAGUACUUUGAUGACGAAUGGUGCUGAUACUGCAAGGCGUGGGAUCCAUGACAUGUUCCCCUUGCACUUAGCUGUUCUCUUUGGAUUCUCAGACUGUUGUCGUAAGCUACUUUCCUCAGGUCAGUUGUACAGCAUUGUCUCCUCACUCAGCAAUGAGCAUGUGCUGUCUGCAGGCUUUGAUAUCAAUACGCCAGAUAACCUCGGGAGGACCUGCCUCCAUGCUGCUGCUUCCGGAGGGAAUGUUGAAUGUCUUAACUUGCUGUUGAGCAGUGGAGCUGACUUGAGGAGGAGAGAUAAGUUUGGAAGGACUCCUUUGCACUACGCAGCCGCAAAUGGCAGCUAUCAGUGUACGGUGACUCUAGUCACUGCCGGAGCCAGUAUUAAUGAAGCUGACUGUAAAGGCUGCACCCCCUUACAUUAUGCUGCUGCUUCAGAUACUUACAGGAGAGCUGAGACUCAUUCAGGAAACAGCCAUGACACUGAUGAGGAGCCACUGAAGGAGUCACGACUGAAGGAGGCAAUCUUUUGUUUAGAGUUCUUGUUGGAUAAUGGUGCUGACCCAUCUCUCCGGGACAAGCAGGGAUACACCGCUGUCCACUACGCAGCUGCCUAUGGCAACAGACAGAACCUUGAGUUGCUCCUGGAAAUGUCUUUUAACUGCCUGGACGAUGUGGAAAGCACCAUUCCAGUCAGCCCUUUGCACUUAGCUGCCUAUAACGGUCACUGUGAAGCCCUGAAGACACUUGCUGAAACCUUGGUGAACCUGGAUGUGCGGGACCACAAAGGGCGAACGGCUUUGUAUCUUGCCACGGAGAGGGGCUCCACAGAGUGUGUGGAGGUACUUACCAGCCAUGGUGCAUCUGCUCUGGUGAAGGAGAAAAAGAAGAAGUGGACACCCCUACAUGCUGCAGCUGCCUAUGGGAACACUGAUUCCCUACAUCUUCUCAUUGACAGUGGGGAGAGAGUCGACAUCACCGAUGUCAUGGACCUCCAUGGACAGUUUGGGUGUCGGUCUACCGUGAAGAUACUGUUGAACUGGAGUUCCAUGAGACCUAGACAGCAUAGCCAGUGGUUAGGAAUGCUGACCCCGUUGAUGUUGGCAAUCACAAAUGGCCAUGUAGAUUGUGUCCACCUCUUACUGGAGAAGGGAUCCACAGUAGAUGCAGCAGACAAGAGAGGCAGGACUGCACUGCACCGGGGGGCUGUGACUGGCUGUGAAGACUGCCUUGCAGCACUGCUGGACCAUGAUGCCUUUGUAUUGUGUCGGGAUUUCAAGGGCCGGACCCCGAUCCAUUUUGCCUCGGUCUGUGGGCAUUCCGAAAUCCUGAGGACCUUGCUGCAGGCAGCGCUCUCUACUGACCCUCUGGACUCUGUGGUGGACUAUAGUGGCUAUUCACCAAUGCACUGGGCUUCUUACAGUGGGCAUGAAGAUUGUCUUGAAUUGUUACUUGAACACAAUCCAUUUGCAUACCUAGAAGGAAACCCUUUUACUCCAUUGCACUGUGCAGUAAUUAACAACCAGGAUGGCACUGCUGAAAUGCUUGUGGAAGCAUUGGGUGCCAAGAUUGUUAAUAGCAGAGAUGCCAAAGGAAGGACCCCCCUUCACGCUGCUGCCUUUGCAGACAACAUCCAUGGUUUACAACUGCUUUUGCGCCACCAGGCUGAGGUAGAUGCAACUGACCAACUGGGAAGGACUGCUCUUAUGAUGGCUGCUGAGAAUGGCCAGACGGCAGCAGUCGAGUUUCUGCUGUACAGAGCAAAAGCUGACCUAACUGUGCUGGAUGUCAACAAGAACACAGCUCUUCACCUGGCCUGCAGUAAGGGUCAUGAAAAGUGUGCCUUGUUGAUUCUGGGGGAAACCCAAGACCUUGGCCUUAUCAAUGCAACUAACAGUGCUCUGCAGAUGCCGCUCCAUAUUGCAGCUCGAAAUGGACUGGCCUCUGUUGUUCAAGCUCUGCUGAGCAGAGGUGCCACUGUGCUUGCUGUUGAUGAAGAAGGCCAUACCCCAGCCUUGGCUUGCGCCCCCAACAAAGAUGUUGCCGACUGCCUGGCACUUAUCCUUUCCACCAUGAAGCCUUUUCCACCUAAAGACGCCAUCAGCCCUUUCAGCUUCAACCUCCUCAAGAACUGCGGCAUUGCUGCCAAGACAGCAGCUUGCAGUGCCCUGCCCAACGGCAACAGCUGCCCCUACACCAAGGAUAGGCACAAUGCCAUCGGCUUAGAUGGCUGUUACUCUGAGUAGCUUAAAGAAACCAUGAUGGGUGAUCUAAUAUCUUCUAUUUAUUUAGGAAUUCUAUAAAUAUAGGACACUUUAAAGGAGAACAAGACUGGGAUAGGUCAUCCAAAGGAAUGCGGGUGGAGGAUCUCAGCUUCUGCUUCCCAUCGAGACAUUAGCAUCAUUUGUGUUGAAAUUAAGUCAGCUGUGUGGCUCAAAAACGAAUUGAUAGUUGUUUCUGCUUUAUUAAUCCUGGCUUUAAAAUUUUCCGUGAAACAAUCCAUUUGAUUUCUGCUUUCCCCUGUCCUUCAUCCAACCAUUUUGUCUGUUGGUUAUGAGCCUGUGGCUUGGUUAAUUUUAAAGUGGCCAGCUUUUGAAAUCCCAAAUCCUUUGGCUUUGAUGCAUUCAAGAACUGAACAGAGGGCAAACCUAAACUAAUUUUAUUUGGCAUUUGCUGCAUUACAAGGCCCAAUUUUUAAUUGGAUGGAGGCUGAAAUUGAAAUUUGGAACCUCUCAAAGUUGCCCAUCCCAGGCGUCGUUCUAGUCCUCGGUCACUUUGCAGUACAUUUCUCCAUGCCUUACAACUGAGAACAGUUUUCUGUUGGCCAUGAGGUCUAGGUGGGAACAGAAGCCUGACUUCCUCCUUAUUUUCAUUUGGCAUUAGUGUUUUGGUAAACAAGAGGCCGCAAAGAAGGGCAGCAGCUCCUGGCAAAGUGCCACUAUAACUGCUCCUUCCUUUCUAGUAAUUUUGUUUGUGUGUUGUUUGUUUGUCAUGCUUGCCCUUUUUGAUUCCAGUGAAAACACUUGAAUUGAGAACUACUGUACCUGGGACACUAGGAUACCUUAGGCAGCUCGUAUUCCCUUGUAUGCAAAAUGGGUGCUGUUGCCCGACUUUGACUGCGGCCCUGUCUGAUAAUUUAUGUAUGCGCUGCCAGAAUUAUCCCCACCACCAUAUCAGGCACUUUAGGGAUUUUCUCUUUUUGGAGGCUGAUUUUUGUGUUUUUUGGGGGGGGGGCGCAGGGUG